Mercenaria mercenaria is the source of this 3871-nucleotide messenger RNA. RefSeq names its product sushi, nidogen and EGF-like domain-containing protein 1. Gene Ontology annotation, molecular function: calcium ion binding. Lineage: Eukaryota; Metazoa; Mollusca; Bivalvia; Venerida; Veneridae. The coding region runs from base 72 to 1112 and encodes 346 amino acids. The transcript is spliced from 6 exons. The record is from RefSeq and is a predicted model, not a curated record.
CUAGCGCCACUAUCAAAUCAAACCGCAACAGUUUCGGUUAACCGCAGACUUUUAGUAAGAAAUAAUUAAUUAUGAAGCAAAUUGAGGAGAUGAAACAUCUAGGAUAUGUCGGAAAUGUCCGACAAAAGAACAAAACAUUCGAUGAAGAGCUAUACACAACAUACGCAUCAGAACUAACUCUGGCGGAAAAACAAAACAGAAGCAAGCGGCAGGUCAAUACCUCAACAGGGAAGACAAAAGAGACAAAAGAAACAGGAAAAACCAAUGUCAAGACUACGAUUUGGUUCAUUGGGUUUUUGGCCACCGUAGCAUUUUUCAUCAACUCAAAGACUGGACGAGAAAACAUUAAAAGGGUUGUUACAGACUGCGGAAGGCCAACGCCGAUACAGUUUGGAUCGACUAUUGUAAAUGAACAUGAGGGAACAAAGUACGGAUCAAAGGCGUCUGUCGUCUGCUCAACAGGGUUUACAAGUUCGAAGCCUGAAACAGAAUGCCUAGCCAACGGAAAGUGGUCACCAGUUUAUUGCCACGUGACUGACUGUGGUAAAACAUUACCAGCUGUUAAAAACGGUCAUCUAACAAUUAACAAGGAGCAGGACACUACGUAUGGGGCCAUGGCAACGGUGACAUGUGCUCCCGGAUAUCAACGGAAUAAACAUACAGUUUCUUGUCAGGCUGACGGAGUUUGGGAAGAAGCAUUGUGCCAGCCAGUUAACUGUGGUAUUCCUGAAAUCGAACAUGGCCAUCUAGAAAUGGACAGUACUGUGUAUUUGUCACAAGCAUAUGUGAAAUGUGAUCCAGGUUAUGCCCCCAGGCAGCCAACAGUUACAUGUUCAGCUUCCAGGGUGUGGCAGAAUGCCCACUGCUACAAUGUAGACGAUUGUUUGCCCAAUCCAUGCCUCAAUGGGGGUGAAUGCGUAGAUAAAAUCGCUGACUUUACUUGCCAAUGUAAGCAGUGGUACUCGGGCAAAACAUGUGAGAUCAAUAACCAUCCAUGUGCCAACCACCAGUGUAGAAAUGGAGGUACGUGCAACGUUUUGCCUAAUGGCGGUUACUCAUGCACGUGUCCCCGAGGCAUUGACGGAUUAUUUUGCGAGAGUCCUCAUCACUGAUAAUCUAGAGAAACUCGUGCAAAUCUGAAAAACUAAAAAAAUUGGACAACUAAGAGAUGAAAAACAUCAGAGGAAUUCUUUCAAUAGAACGAAUAUCCGCUCUUCAUUACUUCCGGUUAAGAGGGGUUGUUUGUUCACAUAACGCGAAGACAGUUUCUUGCUUUUCUAGUUACACAGCACUCCUUAGAUAUGGCAUAUGUCUAAUUGUCAAUGAUUGGAAUGAUCAGUUUAAUAGAUAAAAUGUGUAUUACCUAAAUCAUUUUUAACCAGUGAGCUGAACCAGUCAGUUUAUGAUUAAGUAAGGGGAAUAAAUAUACUAGGUUUACGACUGAUAUUAGAAUGCAUUUAUGUACCUGGACUAGUCUCUUAGACUAUCAGUAUAAAUAAAUAAAUAAAUAAAUGUUAACGAUAACAGUUAGCAUUGGAAGUCGUUUGCAUACAGAACAUAGUAAGCAAUGGACGUCGUUCGCAUACAGAACAUAGUUAGCCUGGGACGUCGUUGGCAUACAGAACAUAGUUAGCCAUGCAUGUACGUCGUUCGCAUACAUAACAUAGUUAGCCAUAGAAGUCGUUCGCGUACGGAACAUAGUUAUCCGUGGACGUCAUUCGCAUACAGAACAUGGUUAGCCGUGGACGUCGUUUGCAUACAUAACAAAGUUAGGCAUGGAAGUCGUUCGCAUACAGAACAUAAAUAGCCAUGGACGUCGUUUGCAUGCAUAACAUAGUUAGCCAUGGAAGUCGUUCGCAUACAGAAGAUAGUUUGCCAUGGACGUCGAUCGCAUACAGAACAUAGUUAGCCAUGGAAGUCGUUCGCAUACAGAAGAUAGUUUGCCAUGGACGUCGUUCGCAUACAGAACAUAGUUAGCCACGGAAGUCGUUCGCAUACAGAAGAUAGUUUGCCAUGGACGUCGUUCGCAUACAGAACAUAGUUAGCCAUGGGAGUCGUUCGCAUACAGAAGAUAGUUAGCCAUGGACGUCGUUCGCAUACAGAACAUAGUUAGCCAUGGAUGUCGUUUUCAUACAGAAGAUAGUUUGCCAUGGAACUUGUUUUCAUACAUAACAUAGAUAGCCAUGGAAGUUGUUCCUUAAUUAAACGUGUUGAUUCAGGUGUUGAUGUCAUACUUUUUAAAUGAAUAAUUUGUUCGAAUGUCAGUUAUUUUUCUGACAUUUUAUUAUUGUUUUCUUAACUCAUGACGCUCCAUUUUAAAGAGACGCAUUGCAAAGAUAAAAUUAAGCUUUGCAUGAUCAUUGUUAGAUUAUUGUUCCUUCUCCUGAGAAGGAACACUUAUGGUGAACAUGUCACACUUGACUGAGCAGGUAAUGGAUACAAGGGUAUCAUCAAAGGCAUCCGAAUUCCAGUCGGGCGCCGCCAUUUUGUACUCAUGCAUAUUCAUUACAAAUAGCCUCUUUGCCAAUGUGUUUUUGCGCAUCUUUAAGUCAAUCUUUAGUGAAAUACAACUACGUUUAUAAACAGACCUACAAAAAACCCAAUAAUUUAGUUUAAACUAGAGCUGUUUAACUCCUAAAUCUUGCAUGUCAUAUUGUAGAAUAGAGAUUAACUAACUGAAUAUUCAUCAUCUAGAAUUAGUCUCCCGUCCAAAAAUAUCGUCUACUAUUAUUCUUCUCGGUUGCAUUCUUUGCUGCUUCCAGAGGUUCUUUUUACGAUUUAUUUCAUACCAACUUUAUUAUUUUUACAUUUUAAGUAUUACCAUCAAAACAUACUGUACUAAUAAAGUUAUUCGAGAUUUUUACUUGUCUGUGAAUGCUAUUGCACGAUACGUACCGUCACCGGAAUGCAACAUUUCAAUUACUUCCCUUGUUUGUAUCAAGACCUGUAUAAUGCAUUUCUUCCUUUUACUGAGCUAUAAAUAUUUCAAACUUUGUAAUUUCUUGCAUUUUGAUUAAUUGUUUUGUAAUUUUCAAGUUGAGAACUUUUUGUACGCACUUUUUUCAAACCCAUUAGUUUGUUGGUGCCAACUUAUAUAAAAGCCCUUUUUCUCCUGGUUUAGUCGUUCUGGAGCUGUAACUAUCCAUUCAUGCAAUGCGUUUACCGGCAUUUGGCAAAUCUUUGCUGCCAUUGUAUUGCUAUUAAAAUAAGCAGGCAUUCGACCAAGUUCUGAUCUGUGCCACUAAGACAGCUGUCGACAUUGGUUCCCGAAAUUUUGACAGAGUGAUGGUAUUUAUUAUUCAUUCUCUGCUGAUCAUAUUUAGGUAGAAUCGCUCAUCUAAAGGUGUUUUCUUUAUUAUUCUAAGUGAAAUAAAUGUUUGUGUGAAAUAAUUUUAAGUAUUCUUAUAAUAAAUAGAUAAGAAUGCACGUAAAAAAGAAUAUUUAAUAUGCGCUAGAAGGAACCUUUUGGUAAGCAUAAUCUUGUUAUUAUAGUUAUUUUAGUACUAUUAUUAGUGCUUUUCAGGCACGUGACAAAUUGACCCGCUAGUCGCAUAUUUUGAUAUUAUUCAGUAUGUUUAUGUAUCUGUACUUACCCGUUUGUUUUUAUUCAUUUUGCUGAUAACUGUUUUCAUUUACUAGCUUUUUUUUUGGUAAUGUAUUUCAUAUUUGUGCUCAUGGCUGCAUAUUACCUUGUAACCGUUUCUUUAUUGUUUUCAAAUAACUGCAUUUUUUGUGAAACUAACAAAAAAUGUUUUAAUUGUUUUGUUAUGUUUUUGUAAAUAGGGCAGUUGUAACGUACAUUUACCUAAACGAUUACACGAGUUUUCACUGUUGUUGUUUUUAUGUUAAAAAAUAAAAACAGUUCGAAGUA